Messenger RNA from Equus caballus (horse), 10741 nucleotides. The record is from RefSeq and is a predicted model, not a curated record. Lineage: Eukaryota; Metazoa; Chordata; Mammalia; Perissodactyla; Equidae.
CAUCUCUGCUUGAGUCUCCUCUAGGUUGCUCAAAAUGGUGCUUUUCUCAGUGAAGCACGGAGUUGACUCAAAGGCCAAGCAAUGGGAGACCAUCCUUUUUUCUUUCAUUUUCUAAUACACAGGGAGCAUGCCUCCGUCCUCUGAGAUGUUGCCUGCAGAGUGGGCACUGGGAGAGGAUCCGAAGGCGCCUUCUCGGCAGAGAGUUGCGGCCUCCCUCCGCGGAGUGGGAGCAGGGCCCGCGAGCUCCUGUCUCCUCUGGGCGGCCAGCCCAGGGGUCUUUCCUGGAGCAAUGCGUGUCUUCUCAGUUUCAGGCCACGUCAUCCAUGUUUGAAUCGGAGCAUCACUGGCUGGAAAUACGUCACUCUUCGUACAGGUUACCUGGCAUCCUGGGACACUCAGAUGAUGUGGGAUGGAGGUGCCAGAACUCACCUGCCCUGCCUCACCUGCCAGGGACCAGCCAGCUCCUGCUCCUGGCCCCCCAGGGGCCCCAGGUGGGCAGGCCUCACCUCGCCUGACCCUGGGCCCUGUCAUCCUGCCGCCAGAGCAGGGCCUGGCCCCCACUGUGUUCCUGAAGGCCCUGCCCAUCCCAUUGUACCACACAGUGCCUCCUGGGGGCCUCCAGCCACGCGCCCCCCUAGUGACAGGCAGCCUGGAUGGGGGCAACGUGCCCUUCAUUCUCAGCCCCCUGCUGCAGCCGGAAGGACUUGGCCCCACCCAGAUGGGGAAGCCAGUGGCUCCAACGCUCACCGUGAACAUCGUGGGUGCUCUGCCUGUCCUGUCGCCGGGCCUGGGGCCCACGCUGGGCAGCCCGGGCAAGGUGCGGAAUGCCGGCAAGUACCUGUGCCCUCACUGUGGCCGGGACUGCCUGAAGCCCAGUGUUUUGGAGAAGCACAUCCGGUCCCACACGGGUGAGCGGCCCUUUCCAUGUGCCACGUGCGGCAUCGCUUUUAAGACCCAGAGCAACCUGUAUAAGCACAGGCGCACCCAGACGCACCUCAACAACUCUCGGCUGUCCUCGGAGUCCGACGGUGGUGGAGGCAGCCACCUGGAGGAGGGGGACAAGGCUGGAGAGACCUCCAGAGCAGAUGGCAGAGGGGACAGCUGGAGCCAGAGAGUGCGCGAUGCGGCCCAAUCAGAGAGACCCCUUUCUCCAGGCGCCCAGCGCGCUGGACACUGCCCACUGCCCACCACGCGUCUGUUCCCAGUUGCCAAGAACCUAGAGCUGAAGUUGGAAGCUAUUCCCUGUCCAGGGUCCACAUUCACUGACAGAGAGGCCCCUUUGGACUCUACCCAUACAGCGUCCGCUGGGCUCCCAGUGGCCGGCACACAGCCGAGGCGUAAGCUCCUGGAACAGAAGUCUCCGACCGCCAGCAGGUCGUGCUUCGUGCAGCAGCAGCAGCAGCAGGCGAUGUCCGCGGAGAAGCCCUGGGACCCCAAGGCCUCGGAGGGCCGGCUGAGGAAGUGCGAGAGCACCGACUCAGGCUACUUGUCCCGCUCAGACAGCGUGGAGCAGCCGCUGGCACCUUCUAGUCCCCUGCACAGCCUUUCGGAGCACAGUGCUGAGUCCGAGGGGGAGGGCGCCCCAGGGCCCGGAGGCGCCAGGGCUGAGCCGGGGGAGCAGGGGCCCAGCUUGGAGCUGGAGAAGAAGCAGCUGGAGGAGCGCAUCGCCAGGCUCAUCUCACACAACCAGGCCGUGGUGGACGACUCCCAGCUGGACAACGUGCGGCCCCGCAAGACAGUUCUGUCCAAGCAGGGCAGCAUCGACCUGCCCAUGCCUUACACCUACAAGGACUCCUUCCACUUUGACCUCCGGGCCCUGGAGCCUGGACGGAGGAGGCAGGCCGCCCUGUGCUCGGCCCGCUCCACCUUCACCCCCCUGGACAAGACGCGACCCCUCUUCUUUCACUCGGUCCCCACUCAGCUCUCCACCACCGUGGAGUGUGUGCCGGUCACCAGGAGCAACUCACUGCCCUUCGUCGAGGGCACCAGAAUGUGGCAGGAGCCGCUGGACCCCCAGGACACCUGCCCCAGGGGGCAGAAGCCUCUGAGCCCCAGGCCCACCCCUGCCCGACUGGUGGGUGUCCCCAGCGGUCACCCCCGGGCCCUGGUCAGACAGGCCGCAGUGGAGGACCUGCCGUGUCCGCCCACUGGAGACACUCCGGCCCCUGCAGAGGCCCCGGAUGGAAAAAGAACUGCUGUAGGGGAGAGGGGUGCUGGCCAGGCCAGAGCGACCAGUAGGAAAGGCAGCCAGAGGAAGCUGAAGAUGUUCUCCCAAGAGAAGUGGCAGGUGUAUGGGAGCGAGACGUUCAAGAGAAUCUACCAGAAAAUGAGAGCCAGCCACCACGGAAGCAGGAAGGCAAAGGAGGAGACAGUGGGCAGUGGGACGGGGCUGGACCAUCCUCUCCAGGCGGAGGCAGCAGGGUGCAAGGGCGCAGCCCCGGCCCAGGAUGAGAGGACCCCUGUCCUUGGGGACAUUUCUGUGGGGGCCAAGCCAGGGCCUUGGGGAAGUCUGCCAGCCCCAGAGGGCUUCUUGGUGACUGAGCCCCAGAAGCAGAGGGAGACAGUGGCUAGAGCGGGAGGCAGUGACCAGCCUGGGGUGAACAGGGCCACCUCACCCCCAACUCUCAGCUGCACAGAACCCCCCUGUUUGGGUAGCAAGAGCCCUCAGAUUCCUCCAAAGGGGAGGCUGGAGCUGGGGUGUCAGCUGUCCCCAGCACCUGGUCCCCUCAAAGAAAGUGAUCUACAGGCUCCCAGGCUGGCUUCACCAGACCCCAAGCUGGAAGGAGGCACCUGUAAUGGUAGGGGCACAAAGACCUGUCAGCGGGCCCAGACCGUCCUCAGGCAGCCCAGUAGUAACUCUGGGGAGCCCCAGGCUCUGGAAGACAAGCUCCCCUCGGAGAGGAAGAAGCUGAAAGUGGAGGAGCUGAGCUGCCAGGAGCAAUCGGAGUGUUCGGGAGCAGAAGGAGAGGCGCCCGGCAGCCCCAUGCAGGCUGCCUCCCCAUCAUCUCAGAACCAGGACAGUGGCCCUGGGAACAAGCUAGGAGGGCUGCAUGGCAGCAGCGACUGCAUGGCGAGGGGCAGUGCUGGACAACAGGGCAAGCCCCUGGAGACCUCUAGCGCCUCAUCCGCUGCUUCUUCAGUGGCGCUGUGGCAGGCGGGGCCGAGGGCCGAGGGGCCCUCCCUGUGCCCUGCAGCUGCAGCCACCAUGAGUCCCUCCCAGCCGGCUGUCCAGCCUCGGCCUCCUGGUGCCCUUGCCGCCCCGGCGGACGCUGCCUUUCCUCCUAAGUACCUCCUCAGGUUACCUCAGGGAGAGACCCACCCCUCUCCGCUCGAUGCCCGGGGACCAGCGCAAGGCCAGGCCCCUCUCUGUGGGAGAAGGUGUCCCGAAGAGCGGGCAUCAUUUGUGGAGUCAGGGCUGGGGGCCCUCCUGCCUCCCAGCGCAGUCUCGGGCCUGGCCCCCGGCGGAGAAGACAGCUUCGAGGAGGAUCCCUGCCGGUCCAGGCCGGGGGACUGGAGAAAGGGGGUGCAGGGAGACGAGAAAGGAGACCUGGACACCAGCACCCCAGCAGCUGGAGAGUCUCCUGGCUUGGCUGCCGGAGCCCCCAGGGAGACAGCCUCCUUCCUGCCUACGCCAGUGUGUGACUCCCCCAGGAGUGCGACCCGUGACACCCACCACCUCUGCAUGGGCAGCACUUUGGCGAGGGCCAGGCCCUCUGGGGGUGUCCUGAAUCCCUGGGCACCCAACAGGGAGCUGAGGGCUCCUCCCAAGAGUGCCCCAGAAGACCCUCCUUCUGGGUCCCUGGCAGGGCCCAGUGCCUGCUGCUCCCUCUGGCCCAGCUCCUUCCUCUCGGCCCCCAUGCCCUCGGGCUGGCCUGAGCUGGCCUUGUGUCCCCACUCAGAGACCCCUGGGAGCUCCAGGGCACGGGGUCCUUUCCCUACCCUGAGGGCAGAGCCCCUGCUCGUCUGGUGUUGUCUGAGCCGCAGCCUCCCUCUGCCCAUGGAGCAGAAGGAGAAGGCUGCUUCCGUGUACUUGGCGCUGCACUCCCCUGGGGGCAGCCCCCGGGACGAGGGCCCGGACGCCCAGCCGGGGCGCAAGGCUGUGUCGGGAGGAUGGCCCAGGACAAGCCCAGGAGAAGGAGGGCAGGCACAGACGUUGAAGCUCUCCCACCCGUUAGCCCCAGGGAUGGCGUCCCAGGACCCGGUGACUGAGCAGGAGUGGAAAAAAGGACUGCGUCGUAGGAGAGUGAAGAUGUCUCGUGGGAGCAGCAAGCAGAAAAGACUGAGCCUCAACUCCAAAAGGUACAAAGGGAAUUUCUCACAGAGCCGAGUUCAGCUGCGAGCCGGCAGACUGCGCAAGCCUCUCUGGGUGCCGAGGAAAGAUUGCCCCCCGCCUCCGCUCAAGGGGCUGGGGCCACGCAGGGCCCUCCAGCAGGCUUCUUCAGAAACGGCAGGUUUAUCAGCUUAUUUUCAUGACUUUUGGUUUCAUUGUUUUUCAAGACAAAUUCUCAAUGUCCCUAACUCACCACUAUUUGCUGUGAAAUUUUGGAUCCAUUGUGAACGAAUUCAUCUGAGGUGGCCUUUCCCCGGUGGCCAUGAUCUCGGUUAAUAAGGACCUUGUUUACCAAGCUGGAUAGAUCAUCUCCACUUUUGUACCUGGUUCCUCAGCGUGGUAGCAGGUCCUCAGUGAGUGUUUGCUGAAUGAAUAACUGAAGAAGUAGAAGUAAACCUCUUCCUUUAAGCUUCCUUGAAGCUCAGCUUCAGUUGAAAAGACAAUCAAAAGAAGCCCCAAAUCUUCCUUGAGAACAAAGAUGGAAGUGUGUACCCUGGAGAUUUCAUUUCUGAUAGUGUUUUGGAGACGCAUCAACAACAGAAGGAGCCAGUGGGUAUCUACUUUGGAUGGCGGUGUGCUAACGAGCAUAAAAGAAACUUCAUCUGUCCUUUCUUCCUAAAAGAAACUUUUUCAUCUAAAAAGAAACCUCCAGCUUCCUCCACCCCCUUGCUGGAUUCAAUUUUGUGGAAUUGCCAUCUUCAACCUUAAGGGUAAUCUAUCUAAUGCCACCUCAGUUUUACUGAUGAAAGCUCUGGAGGAAUAAAGAUGGCGACUUUGAACCUGAAGAUGUUUACUCUGAUGUCUUUUAACCCGGGAUCCUCUUGACGCUCCAGUGGAACCAAAUCUUAAGUGGGGGAUUUGUCUCCAAAGCCAGCACUUUAGUCAAAACCACCUGUAGUCAAAAUUAUCUCUGAAAAGUCUGUAAAUCAGUCAUAAGCGUAUGACUGGUGUCCACAACUCUGGGCAGAAAUUCUCAAGCACAAUAUGUUUGAGGAACAUGGGGGUAAACGGAGGACACGAAACAGCCAUCUGUCCAUCUGAGCUACUCUGAGGAUAGACAGCCAGCCCUCCCCCUGAGGAGGGGAGCGAGGGCUUCUCCACCGCCCGCACUUGGCUGUGCCGUGCAUGCCGUCUGCUGCAUCAUUAAAGCCUCCACAACUGUUAUGACAUCUUAAGGGGUUAGUUUGUGGGGGUGGGGAUUAACAAAGACAUUGGAGUUGUGUCUUCUGGGCGAUGGGGCGGGGAGGGGGCAGAGAGCUUCAAAGUCAGGGUUUAGGUUAAAUGUGUGAUGCGACCUUGCUGGGGUGGCUUCUCAUCUCACCUGAACACCUGUCUUUCUGCUGCCAGCUUAGGAUUUGGGGGGCAGUUCUUCACUUGGCAAUUACUCUGUGGCCAAUUGGGCCAACAAAUGUAGGGCAGCAAGACCAUCUCUUCUGGCUUAAGGGAAAGUCAUCCAUCAAGUCUUGUCAUGAAAGUGGUUCCUCUAAUGUUUACUUCCCAAGUUAGGGUCUCACUUAAGAAGAGAAGCUUUGCAGGUGUCUGUGUGUGCGUGUGUGUCUGCGCACACGGCUCGUGUUCAAGUGUUAUUUUUCCAUUAGAAAAAGCAAUUGAAAAACCCACAUGUCCAUACAAAGUCGGUGACACCAUCUGAGCGGAAGGCACUGCGGAUUCUCUUUUGUUGUGGUUACACAGUUCCUGAUGCAUUUCUCCUGAUGAGGUCACUGCUCUGAAAUGAAUACUUUCCUUUUCAGAACGUGGGGCGCUGUGGGGAUGAACGCAACAUCACUGAAUUCUGUUUGCAUUUCAAGUGGGACUUUCUAGUCUCUGGGAGCUUAAAAUCCAUCGGCAUACAGCCCUAUUACAGUUCCUAAUAUAACAGUUAUUGACCCUGGGCUGCAAAAAAGAAUCUCAUAAUUAGGUUUGCUCUGUUUUUGUGUUUAUAUGCACAUCUCUUUCUCCCUAGCCGAUGACAUAUCAGCUUUUACAUUUUUUUUUAUAAUUGAAAUCCUUUGUGUUAAAAGGACCUGGACCAUUAAUGGAGACCCGUUCUGUUUACUCCGAUGCCGGGAUACAUUGAAACAUUCCGUGGUAUAAAGAGUGCUCUUAUAUAUUUCCUCAGAAACGCAUUUUGCGGAACUGAAUGGAGAACAUUGAUGUGGUUGAGGUUAAUUAUUCGGGCUUUUGCUGGGCACAUUGGCAGUCGUGCCACUUCUGCCGGUACACAGACUAAAAUUGGAAUGCUGAAGAGGAGCCGCGCAUGGCCCUGUGCCCGGAUGACACAUCCGAAGUCAUAUUGAUUGAGGGAGAUGUUUUAUUGAACGAUAAGAACUACACCGAGUUUAUGGUUUUGCAAUUUCCUGCAGCUGGCAUAGCUUGUAGCAGUAAACACGGUGACGUUCGGGGCUGCAUUUCAAAGUGAGAUUUUAGAAAACUCUCCCCACAACUAAACUCAGAAGGCACUUUCAGUUUAGGAGGCUCAUCCGCAUUUAAUGCCCCCAACAAACUCGUGAUGAGUGACUCUGAUUCUCAUUUCGCAGAUGCGAAGACUGAGCCUCCUAGAGGUGGUCAGUGAUUUGCCCAGGGCCACCAGGAUGAUAAAUCUGGUGGUCAGCGGUGUUUCCUAAAUUCAAAUAAUUCACGUACCACCUUCAGAAAUGUUGUCGCCUCUGCAUGUCACCUAUGCGAUUAUUCACUUAUGUUAUCCUUUAGGCUCUCUCACAAAAAACGUAAAUACAUUUAUUUUAAAGAGAAACUGUUUAUCACCGCUGAAAACGGAAAGCCAGUAUCACAUGCCAUUAAGAGAAUGUAAUAGAAAAGAAAAACAUUACUAACAAUGUUUUUGGUAAAUAAAUUCCAGCUAGAAUCUGUUGUGGGCAGAGGUCGUGGCCCUGAGCACACUGUCUUUGCUAAUGAGAGAUCUGGAAGUAUCAGGGAGGUGCUGGAGACAGGUUAGCAUCAGCAGAGAGUUUCUUGUUUCCUUAGUCAGAGGGACCACAAGAGAACAGCUUUCUCGCUGUGCAAUUCAGUUGUAGUUAACUCUAAGGUUGUGAAUCACCCCCACUGGGGUUGGAGCCCCUCUCGGGGACUCCUGUGCUGCCAUAUCCUCUUUUCUCUGUCAAUAGGAUCGCUGCUGGCUUGUAUCGUCUAAUCUAGUAUUUCCUCAACUUUUGCAAGGUCUUGACCUCUAUAGGUUUAAACUCUGCAUUCAACAGAGUUGGCUGCAGAGGCCAUGGGGUGGCAUUCUACAAAGGCCCUCUGCCUCACUGGGAUGGGGGCUUGGGGGCUGCCAGGGGUCUCCCAGGCAGCUUUAAACUCUGAAUUUCUAGGAUUCUGAGACAGUGACCCAGACCCCACUGUGGAUGUGCUGUCUGUGGCGGGAGGGGACAGUGAGAUAUGCCCAGUGUGCCCAGGGUGGAGUGAGAGGGGGUGCAAGGAGCUGCCACAUUUGCAGAUCUUUGCAGACCACGGUGGUGGGGUUCAUCUUUCUCCUGAGAACAGUGGGGUGCAGGGAACGAGGGUGGGGAGGACCAUUCAAUGUAGGGGUUAAAAAGAUCACUCGAGGCACACAGUGGAGCAAGGAUUGGGGCAGAUAGAGUGGACACCAGGAGUCUGACCAGAAAGCUCCCGAAACUGGCUGGGCACAUUGGCGUUUAAAAAGAACUUGGAAAAAGUGAUGCACCACCUAGAGGAAUACAAAAGUUAAUUAUUAGUUUUUAAUUACACAUAUAAUCAUGAAUGAUACUUCUUUUAAUGCAUUAAGAGACAGUAACAAGGCUGAUGUCCACUUUGACCCCCACUCCCCUUCCUGAGCCCCCUCAGAUCACACUGCCCCUUCCCAGGCCCUUAGAGAAGACGGGGAAUUGGGGUUUGGAGCGCAUCUGCCAGAUCGUGAUCUCUGUGCGAGUCUGUGCGUGCGCGCACAACACGCGUGGUACCACACUGUACAUCCCGUGUGCAACCUGCUUUUUUUCACUUGACAACAUUUCGUAGUUUCCCACUGUGAACACACAGGGACCCAGCUCGACCUUGUAAACAGGGACAGAGCCUCUCCCGGGAGAGGCGGCCACUCUCGUUUGCAUUGCCUUCUCCUAACAAUGGAUAGUUUGGUAUUCUCCAGUACUGCACGACUGCAUUGCGCUCCUUGGACCCGCUGCUCGGAACUCCUUGGCCCAAGCAGAGGGAUUCUCAGGGAAGGCCCGAGAAGACGAGUUGCUGGGUCUUUGAGUGUUAUGUCGCACAUUUUUAAUAGAUAUUUCCAAAUUGCUUCCCAAUUUACAUUCCCACCGCUACCAUAUUAGAGCAGCUCUUCUUUCUUUGACCUUAUCAAACUUUUUUAUCAAUCCCUAGGGUGGGUAGAAGAGGCUACCUUUGAUGCCCGUGGGCAGGAGGGCCUUUCCGUGCCCCCUUGCAUCCCACUGGGGGAUCCACAGCCCAGACAGGCCAUGCGGAAGGAGGGGAUUGUCAGUGGAAAAAAACAUGGACUGAUGAGAAGACUGUUUUUUUAAAUCACAGAGAAGUGAGUUUCUCUUGACCAAAGUUUAAGUCCUCUGGGUACAAUCUGAUGUUCUCUGCAAAUAUUAAUAGAUUUGUUCCUCAGCCGAGGCACGAUGUCUCAGUCUGCUCCGUCACUGCGAAGGACACAAAGCCACGCAGGACUUCCUCUGUGCCCAGCCAAUUCAUUACACCCGGUUAGCAAUUUGCAGAAGAGAUUAAUUGAUUUGCAGGCGGCUGAGCCCUAAGUGUUACUCACUCCCUCCCAGAAAGCCGAGGCCGCCUGGGAGCUCGACAGAGCAAACAGGCCAUGGCUGUGCAGCGUCUUCGUUCCUCAUUAUAAGCAGAAGCCAGGGAGAUGAAUUUCUCAGCCCUUCCUGGUUUAGUGUGGGAUUUGGGGCCACAGUCCAGACUCCUGGAAUAAAAUGAGAAGGUUCACAGGGCUGCGGCCGCUGGUACCACAGCCCUGGUUCUCUCUGCAAGCUUUUGUUAUCCCCUGGUUCUCUUACUCUGAAAUGUUGCUACUGGAGGUAGAGAUUUAAAUUCUGUAUGCCUGUGUUAGGAAGGACUCUUUAGGAUGUGAGGAAAAGAGACUCAAUUUAAACAGACCUGGACAAAACAAUUCAUUAUUAAAUGUAAUACAGACAAUGGCUUCAGGCUUGGCUGAAUCCAGAGGCAACAAUGAUGUCACCAGGACUCAAUUUCUCUCGUUCUCUUGGCUCCUCUUUCUUCUGGGUCAUCACAGUCAGCUCCUUGGGUACCUGCCCGGCCUGUCCACACUCACUUUGGCUUGACUCCUUUUCACAACCCGAGUCCCCAAACUGAAUCUUGUUGGCCUGGUUGGGACCAUGUGUCUCUCCUAAACCAAUCACUGGGGAUUUGAGCGGCCCAGUCUGGGUCAUGCAUCUGUCCUCAUAUGGAGGAAUGGGUUGGGGCCACCUCUGCUACAGCCAUUAAGAGUAAAGAAGAGGUGGUUUCCCAAAAGAAGGGGGGCCAGGCAGGUAAGAACCACAGGUCCCUAGACCCCCUUUACUCAUAGUUUAAUGCAAUUCAGCAAGCGUUUGUGAGCAGUUGAGCCCCCUCAUGCCCUUGGAGAAGAGAGAAGCAGAAGAUGGCAGGAGCCCUCUUCUGAAGGAGCUUGGGGACUGGUUGGUGGACCGAGACACCUUUGGGAAAUAGAUUAGAGUCUCACAGCUUGAGGUCCACAUGCAAUUACCGGGGCCUGCUCUGUGCCAGGCAGUGUGUGGGAGCAGGAAGAGAGGCAAAUAAGAACACGACACGGCCCUUGUCCUUAGGGAGAGCCCAGUCUGGCAGAGGGAGCCGGCACAGACUGGUAAACAAGUCAUUACAAAUGCAAUGCGGUAAGCUCGCUGAUAUGAUUAAGCUUCCAAAUGAGGGAUCCUGACAAGGCCGGCUGGAGCGGAGAAGGGAGAGUGGGCUAGCAUAAACAGGAACAUAACCAUGAGGGGGCCGUGCUUCCGACACCCAUCCCAAAGGCCCCUCUGUCCGGGCCCCCACUGCACAAGGGAGUGAUGCCGGCACGCGGGGGGCCUGAAGUCUGUCACUCUUUAUCAUUCCUUUUUCCCUCCUUGGAUCAUAAAGACUCUUUGCCAUACACACUAAACUGCUGGAAAUGGAGACACACAGCACUUAACUACUAUUUACUUAUUUAUCUAAAAUGCUAAGUGUUUCCCUUGGCAAUCACUAAUAGAUUCCUGUAGAAACAGAGUGACAUGUUCUGAAUUCUGAUUUUUGUACCAACAGAAGGUGGGAAGACAAAAAUCACCAGUGUACCCACGGUUGGUUCCAUUGGGGAGGUGGGAGGGCAGGACAAUACAGUCAUUUAAAGACAGGUUGAAACAUGGGUAUUUGAAGAACAAAUGCUUGUUUAAGUUAAAAAUUAAAAAAAAAAAAAAAAAA